GCGCGCAGGACGAGACCGGAGGCUGGGCGGGGCUCGGGCUCUGGCUGGAGCCCCGGCGGCCGCAGGUUCCAGAGUGGGUUUGAGCCGCCGCGGGUGCGCGGCGCAGUGCAGCCCCAGGCCCUGGCCCGGCCCCGGCCCACAACCCGCGUCGGUUCUGCUGCCCCGCCUCGGCCAGGCCCCUAAGGCAAGGACAAAGCAGCUUCCUGGGAAACUCCGCAGGGAUCGAAUUUACGCGCAGCUGCCGGCAAUCACCAGCUCCAAGAUGGUUUGCGGGGGUUUCGCGUGUUCCAAGAAUUGCCUGUGCGCCCUCAACCUGCUCUACACCUUGGUCAGUCUCUUGCUAAUUGGAAUUGCUGCCUGGGGCAUUGGCUUUGGGCUGAUUUCCAGUCUCCGUGUGGUCGGCGUGGUCAUUGCAGUGGGCAUCUUCUUGUUCCUCAUUGCAUUAGUGGGACUGAUCGGAGCGGUGAAACACCAUCAGGUGUUGCUAUUUUUUUAUAUGAUUAUUCUCUUACUUGUAUUUAUUGUUCAGUUUUCUGUAUCUUGUGCCUGUUUAGCCCUGAACCAGGAGCAACAGGGUCAGCUGCUGGAGGUUGGUUGGAACAACACAGCAAGUGCUCGAAAUGACAUCCAGAGAAAUUUAAACUGCUGUGGGUUCCGAACUUUUAAUCCAAAUGAGACUUGUCUGGCUAGCUGUUUUAAAAGUGGCCAUGGGUGCUCACCUUGUGCUCCAAUAAUAGGAGAAUAUGCUGGAGAGGUCUUGAGAUUUGUUGGUGGCAUUGGCCUCUUCUUCAGUUUUACAGAGAUCCUGGGUGUUUGGCUGACCUACAGAUACAGGAACCAGAAAGAUCCUCGUGCAAAUCCUAGUGCAUUUCUUUAAUGAGAAAAGAAGGAAAAUCUUUCAUAUUCUGAUCUUGUUCAUGUCCUUUAAUUUUAACUUAAGCUGAUUCGCCCAUUUAAGGAAGGAAACAAUGUCUGAAAAAUUACAUUAUUAACAGUGGAAUUAUAUAUUUUUAUUCUUAUGUUUCUCUAUGUGUUUUUCUUUUUUCCAUUGCUGAAAAAAAAAAUGGAAACUUGUGGUGUCCUCUGAAGCCCAGUCGUACCUGGACUCUGCUGUGUUCACAGUAUCCGGCCUAUCUUAGCAUUUUUACCUGCAGAAAACUUUGUGUGGCACUCUGUGUCGGUCACAUGGGUGAAUCUACACGUACAUCUCACUGGAGUAAUUGUAGGUAGCACUGUGCUGUAUCAAUUCCAAUAGUUCCUAUUGGAAAAAGAGUUGAAGUUUGUUAAAACCAGGAAGUAUGAGAUCUUAUUAUGUUAAGUUCAAUAACAGAAGUUCAAAAGUCCCAAUAUUUUUUGUCUGUUUAGGAAAGAUGUGUUGUAGUGAACUGCGUUAAUGUAAAACUGGUAAUUUACUUCUAGUAGUCUUUUAUGAUUACACUAGGGUAUUUUAGAAAUAGUUAUGUCUUUAGGAAUUGUGGCUUCAUUUUUGACUUUUACAGGUAAGUGCAAAGGAGAAGUAGGCUCAUGAAAUUUCCUAAUGUAUAAAAUUUACCUUCAGCUUUCAGAAUGGAAUAAGUUUGAGUAAUUCAGGAAGUAGAUCUAUAUAAUAGUGGUAUUAUUUUGUAUUAAUUUGAUGUCUAAAAGACUCCAUUUUUAGGUAAGUUACUAUUAAUGCAUUGGCCCAUGUAGCAAAAAGAUGUUUGAUUAUCUUAAAAAUUGUUAAAUACCUUUUUGAUGAAAUUUCUCAGUAUUGUGACAGCAACUUAUCAAACCCAAGCAUAUUUGAAUGUGAUCGCUCAUAAUUUGAUAUUGAAAUAGUAUUGUGGUUCUGUAUAUUAUGUUAACAUAUUAAAAGAUAGAAAUCUUU
Nycticebus coucang (slow loris) is the source of this 1867-nucleotide messenger RNA. It is a transcript of the gene TSPAN13, whose product is annotated as tetraspanin 13. Gene Ontology annotation, cellular component: membrane. The coding region runs from base 263 to 877 and encodes 204 amino acids. The transcript has 6 exons. The record is from RefSeq and is a predicted model, not a curated record. NCBI's taxonomy places the organism in Eukaryota, Metazoa, Chordata, Mammalia, Primates, Lorisidae.